AAUUUUCGCCGCGCCACCGAUUUUGUCGUGCGAUUGCAACACACCAUCGCAAACACUAGCCGCGGCGUGUCAAUGUGACACCACGUAAAAACAGAGUAAAGAAGGUGAGAUAAAGGUGGGACUCUCCCGGUGGGAGAUUCGGCAAGGCUACAGGUGCAAAUAUAAAACGCACGUCCAGCCACCCGGCCGACAAGUUUUCAGUCGCGGCUUACAUAAGCACUUCGUCCGACUUCUUUGCGUUUUAUUACCACGAGUCAUCAACCGCCAACGAUAUGAAGUCAAUCGUGUUGUUGGGUGUCGUAGCACUCGCUGCGUGUGUACAAUCCGGAGGAUACGGUCUUCUUGGCGGUGACGGCGGCUACCAGGGUGGAUACGGCGGAGGAUACGGAGGAGGAUACGGCGGUUAUGGUGGGUAUGGCGGUUACUAUCCGGGCGGAUACAAUAGGCCCUACUAUCCGCCAAAUUACUAUCGCCCAGGCACUGGUACUUCAACUUCUACAGGCGGUUACAGACCAGGUUACUCCGGAUAUCGUCCAGGGUAUGGCGGAUACGGUGGAUAUGGUGGUAACUCCGGCGGGUAUGGUGGUUACGGAGGGUAUGGAGGAUAUGGUGGUCUCGGCGGCGGCUAUGGAGGUUACGACAACAUAGGCUACACCAACAAAUAUGGCGGUUAUGGAGGAUCUGGAGGGUAUGGUGGUUAUUCUGGCUAUCGCCCUGGCGGCUAUGGCAGUUCGGGAUAUGGCGGAUACUACGGCGGUCAGUCCAGUUACAGUGGUUAUCCAAAUAACAACUACUACGGCAACAGCUUGUCUGGGUACAACGGCGCGGUGGGCUACGGCGGCGGGAACAACGGCUACGGCGGAUACGCUGGCUAUGGCGGUGCCGGUUUCUUUAACAAGAAAUAACUCCAGAUUGAGCAACCAAUGAGCCACACCAUUAUUUAUUAAGCAUCGACCUACCCAAUAAGACUCCGAAUUUUAUUACCAUGUAAAUGUUGAUCAUGCAUUGUAUAUUUACCUGUAUGAAUAAGUACAACUUACGUAUAAGACCGUCUAUAAUAUACACCAGAAAGCGAAAA
Messenger RNA from Dalotia coriaria, 1078 nucleotides. RefSeq names its product keratin-associated protein 19-2-like. NCBI's taxonomy places the organism in Eukaryota, Metazoa, Arthropoda, Insecta, Coleoptera, Staphylinidae. The record is from RefSeq and is a predicted model, not a curated record. The transcript has 3 exons. Bases 273 to 905 code for a protein of 210 amino acids.